Molecule: messenger RNA, 531 nt
Organism: Trichoplax adhaerens
Lineage: Eukaryota; Metazoa; Placozoa; Uniplacotomia; Trichoplacea; Trichoplacidae
Exons: 6
Biological process (GO): mitotic spindle organization
Cellular component (GO): dynactin complex
Molecular function (GO): dynein complex binding
Source: RefSeq, a predicted model, not a curated record
AGAAUCAAAAUUGCCCCUGGUGCAAUAGUCUGCCAGCAAGCUGAACUAAAAGGAGAGAUCUAUAUCGGUGCCAACACGGUUGUUCACCCUAGAGCUUUUAUUAUGGCCAAAGCUGGACCCAUCCAUAUAGGAGAAAACAAUAUUAUUGAAGAGCAAGCUUAUAUUCACAAUAGGUUAGAUAAAGACAAACCGGAACCAGUUCCCAUGCAUAUCGGAGACUACAAUGUUUUCGAAGUUGGAUGUCGAAUUGAAUCUAAGCAGAUUGGUAAUAGCAACACAUUCGAAGCCAAAGCUAUCGUUGGUAGAGAUACGAAAAUUACAAACAACUGCAUAAUUGGAGCUCACUGUCAACUAAGUGCCAAUGAAACAAUACCUGAGAAUACGAUAGUAUAUGGUGAUGAAUGUCAUCAAAAACAACAUAACGAGACGCCUUCAAAACAAGAUGACCAGCUGGGGUUUUUAAUUAAAAUUCUUCCAAAUUAUCAUAAUCUGAAAAAAUCGAGUAAAAAGAAAGGUUCGAAAGACUCAUAG